AUGUUCGCCGUCCCAGGAUGGUCCGUCGCGGCCGAGGGUCUCAAAACCGAGACCCAGGUAAAGAAGGCCAGCAACCCCGCCAAGGAGAGCAAGAAGCGUAAGAGAGCCAACAAGCCGGAGAAGAAGGAGAAGAAGGCCCCUAGCUCGGGCGCAAACUCCGUCUUGGUGAACCCUCGCGUGUUUGGAGAAAAGAGGGACGAAGCUCCUCCCGCGACCGCUGAGGCUGGCCACGAUGGUGACGAUGCGGAUGAGGCUGAGGCCGAGACGCCCAAGCCGAGCAAGAAGCAGAAGAAGGAGAAGAAGGAAAGGAAGAGUGAGGGAGGAGAGAAGGCGCAAGAGACGCCCAGAUCCGACAAGAAGGAAAAGAAGCAGCGAAAGGAAAAGUCCAACAACGAAGAAGAACCAGCCACACCAGCAGCAGCCGCAGAGACGCCGUCAAAGACACCAAAGGCCGCCUCGACAGACAACAAGCAAGCCAAGGAAGAGAAGAAGAAGAACAAGGACGCCGCCGCCGCCAUCGCCGCCUCCGUGCCCCCCGUCCCGCCUGCCGCCGCCAAGCUCACCCCUCUCCAGCGCUCCAUGCGCCAGAAGCUCGUCUCGGCCCGCUUCCGCCACCUCAACGAGACGCUCUAUACCCGCCCCUCGGCCCAGGCCUACCAGCUCUUCGAGGACUCUCCCGAGAUGUUCUCCGAGUACCACGAAGGCUUCCGCCGCCAGGUCGAGGUCUGGCCCGCGAACCCCGUCGACGGCUACAUCCGCGACAUCAAGCUCCGCGCCAAAGGCCGCUUCCCCAACGCCGGCGGCCGGGGAGGAGGACGCACAGGCGGCGCACCACCGGCCGCCAACGGCCCUCAACCUCUGCCCCGUACCGACGGGACGUGCUACAUCGCUGACCUGGGCUGCGGCGACGCCCGCCUCGCCUCGACCCUCGAGCCCGAAUCCAAGAAGCUCAAGCUCCAAAUCAUGAGCUACGACCUCCACUCCCCCGCGAAACACGUCACAAAGGCCGACAUCGCCAACCUCCCCCUCGAAAACGACUCGGUCGACGUCGCCAUCUUCUGCCUCGCCCUCAUGGGCACAAACUGGCUCGACUUCAUCGAGGAGGCCUACCGCAUUCUCCACUGGAAAGGCGAGCUCUGGAUCGCCGAGAUCAAGUCCCGCUUCGGCCCCGUGUCCCGCAAGAACGCCGUCGUUUCGCACAGCGUCGGCAACCGCAAAAAGGCUGCAGCUGCUGCUGCCGCAGGAAAGAAGACAAAGGAGCCCGAGGAAACGGAGGAGGACCGCACGGCUCUCGCCGUAGAGGUCGACGGCCACGAGGACAAGCGCGGCGAGACGGACGUCUCCGCGUUUGUCGAGGCGCUGAGAAAACGCGGCUUCGUCUUGGCAGGCCAGGGCGAGGGUAAUAAGGGCGCCGUGGACCUCUCCAACAAGAUGUUUGUCAAGAUGCACUUCAUCAAGGGCGCCGUGCCUACAAAGGGCAAGGGUCUUGCCGCGGCCAAGGCCGCCGGCUACGUGGAGAAGAAGGAGAAGCAAAAGAGGUUCGUGUGGGAGACGGAAGAGGACAGGGUCGAUGAGACGGGUAUCCUGAAGCCCUGCGUGUACAAGAUCCGGUAG
This is a messenger RNA of Colletotrichum godetiae, 1614 nucleotides long. RefSeq names its product methyltransferase-domain-containing protein. Gene Ontology annotation, cellular component: nucleolus. Gene Ontology annotation, biological process: rRNA methylation; ribosomal large subunit biogenesis. Gene Ontology annotation, molecular function: rRNA (adenine) methyltransferase activity. The transcript has a single exon. NCBI's taxonomy places the organism in Eukaryota, Fungi, Ascomycota, Sordariomycetes, Glomerellales, Glomerellaceae. Bases 1 to 1614 code for a protein of 537 amino acids. The record is from RefSeq and is a predicted model, not a curated record.